This is a messenger RNA of Populus nigra (black poplar), 3257 nucleotides long. RefSeq names its product putative disease resistance protein RGA4. The transcript has 8 exons. The record is from RefSeq and is a predicted model, not a curated record. The coding region runs from base 30 to 1016 and encodes 328 amino acids. Lineage: Eukaryota; Viridiplantae; Streptophyta; Magnoliopsida; Malpighiales; Salicaceae.
AUGAUUCAGAUAUUGAUUUGUAUGAUAAAAUGUUGCAAAGCCUCCAGCCAAACUCGAGUCUUCAAGAGUUGAUAGUUAAAGGCUAUGGAGGUAUGAGGUUUCCAAGUUGGGUUUCAGAUCUCUCAAAUCUUGUAAGGAUUCGUGUACAACACUGUAGAAGACUUAAGCAUAUCCCUCCCUUAGAUGGAAUCCCUUUUCUUGAAGAAUUAAUUAUUUGGGAUUUGGUUGAUUUGGAGUACAUAGAUAGUGAGGGGGUUGGGGGAAAAGAAGUGUCGAUGUUUUUCCCAUCUUUAAAGAGUCUUCGUAUCUUUAGUUGUCCCAUACUGAAGGGAUGGAGGAAGAGAUGGAGUAAAGAUGAGAUGAAUGAUGAUAGUGAUGAGUCAACAAUAGAAGAAGGGUUGAGAAUGCUCUGUUUUCCACGUCUUUCUUCCUUGAGCAUUGAAUUUUGUCCAAAUCUGACUUCAAUGCCGUUGUUUCCAACUCUUGAUGAAGAUCUUCAUUUGUGGAGGACUAGUUCAAUGCCAUUACAGCAGACAAUGGAGAUGACAUCAUCAGUCUCUUCUUCUUCAUUUACCCGUCCUCUCUCCAAAUUGAAGAGACUAUAUAUGUAUGCAAUUGAUGACAUAGAAUCUCUUCCGGAAGCAGGGCUGCAAAAUCUCUCUUCUCUUCAAAGGCUAUGGAUCUAUGAAUGUCCAAGAUUGAAGUCUCUGCCACUGCCUGAUCAGGGGAUGCAUUCUCUUCAGAAAUUAGAAGUCAUUAACUGCAGAGAAUUGAAGUCGCUAUCUGAAUCUGAAUCUCAAGGGAUGAUACCCUUCCUUCCCUCUUUGCAAGAAUUAAUAAUCGAUUACUGCAGUGAAGAGCUGAGCGGAAGAACGGGAGGAUGGGGAAAGGAGAGGGAGGAGGAGUGGCCUCCUAACAUUAAACACAUUCCAGAUAUUGGAAUUGAUGGCGACUACAUUCAAAAGGAGGGUCGCUAUGUCAAGGGUGAAGGAUUGAGUUAUUACUAUUACUACUAGUAUUUUCACCGAACAUACAUAGAAACACUUACACGUGUGUGUAUGAAAGGUAUGGUGGUUGGACUGGGUUUGAUAAAUCCGAAAAGGUAAUCAAUGCUGGGAUCGUCAUAGAGGAUGGAACAAGCUGGAUCUGGGCCAUAUGAGAAUUUUUCAAAUGACAACCAGUUGUUUUCUCAUUGAGGCCUGUGACAAACUUUGAGGAAAUUUGUUCACACUUCAUACAUUCAAUGUACAUUCCAUUUACAGAACCAAAUUGCAGGCAUUGAUCUGACUGCUGAUAAAUCAUGAAAUAUUGAUAAGAUGUCUAAAGUUGAUGUCUUGAUGACCACUAAGCAUUAUGUGCAUAUCCCGUGUUUCCCUGUUGGUUGAUUAUGUGUAUUUUCUCUGGUUGAAGCUGCAAAGUAAUACUUUGAUUCAUGCUCCGAUGGUAGAAUCAUCAGUUCCCUCAUGUGUGGUAUGGAUCAGGCAGACAUAAGACAUCCACAUCAAACCAUGUAUUAGACUAAGUCGACUUACGUUAUUUCAAAUCUUUAAUUUUCUAAACAAGUAAAGGCCUCACUUUUUAAAAUAAUAUCUUUAAAUGAAAUUAUCUUAAUUCAAAAACGUCAAGUGAAAUAAUUUGAUAUUCUGCUAUCUAAACAAGCAAAGGCGUCUCUUUUUUAAAUAAUUUAUCCUUCUAUCUACAUGGCUGGAAAAUCAAACAAAUCAAGGGAGAAUUGGAAAACAUGACAUUUAUGUUAUUUUAUUUUUUAUACUGGUAGUGAAGAAAUGGUACUGUAGUUUUUAAGAGGGCCAAUGAGCAUUCUGACAUGGUGAAAUCUAACUUGUUGAUUAUACAAUGGGGAUGUAAUGCAUGUUCUUCUGGAUGGGCACUAGAUCAUCAUUCAAGAAAGGAAGUGCUUAGUUUUCUCUCUAAGGUAUGGUUUUCAUGAGCUUUGUAUGUAUAUGAAGUUGUUCUUUUGCAGAGAUUUCUUAUUUAAGUUGGCAAGUUUUUGACUUGUUGUCAAACAUUUGUGUGCAGGUUUCUCUUAUUAGAAACAGACACAGAGCAUCUUCUGAUACUGUGGAUUUGUUGUAUUUUCCAGGGCAGUGACAAGCUUCGACGAGAUUGCUUUUUAUUUUUACAGGUCAUGCGCUUCCAUUUUCAGAAUUCCAAAGUGCAGGAAAUAGGUCAGAGGAUAUUGGAUGCCGCUACAGAUAUUAGUUAUAUAUUCACAGGGUGCAGUUCCAGUAACAUUGAAGCGGUAAGCCGAGCUUCAAAUGCUGAAGAUGAAAAAACUGUUUGGAGAGUUGCUGAUAUAAUUAAUCUUAAAUUCUUGUUGUAGAUGAAUCAGGUUCUGCUCCUCUAAAACAGAAUUUUCCUGCUCCUUUGGUUUCUGUUGAGGCAAAUGCAGCUUCUGUUUAACCUUUCUUUUUGGCCCCUUUUCGACAUAUUUUUGGUGUAGAUACAGUGAUUGGACUGGGGUUUGAUAAAGUUGAAAAGGUAAUCAAUGAUGAUUUCAUUAUAGAGGAUGGAACAGGCUGGAUCGGGGCUUUGCAGGCCUGUGACAAACUUGACAGAAAUCUGUUCACACUCCAUACGUUGCAUAUACAUUUCAUUUGCAGAACCAAAUUGCAGCUGCAAAGUAAAACUUUGAUUCAGUCUCAGAUGGUAGAAUCAUCUUUGCACUCUGGUGUGGUAUGGAUCAACCAGACACCGGACAUCCACAUCAAACCAGUUCUCCAAUCAAGUGGUCCUUGACUGAUUCCAACUAUGCUCAAGCUUGCUGGUUGCAUCAAACUUUACCCUUUACCUCUUGCACUUUCCCUCUCUUUUAAGUUUCAUGUUGAGCAGGAGGAGUAUUACCCUACAAGGUGUGAAUUGUACCAAGUUUAUUUGCUCUUAAUGUCUCCCCUAAAGGUCAAUAGAUUAUUAACUCUUGUACCAUUUUGAUGAAUUUCAGUCCAACCAAGCUUGACCAUGAUGUCUACGGUCUCAAGGGAUGUCACCAGGGCUUUAACUGGCUUUUUGCAACUCGUUACAUGGUGAAAGCAGUUGGAAUUUUUUUUUUUUUUGCUUGUGUCUCAACAGAACAUCUUGUAGGAAUUAGGUCUGAAUAUUCAGUGUUUCAAUUAUAUUCACCAUCAUAAUUUCCUCGAGAUCGAGUAAUUCUCAUUUCUCAGAUAUGAUAUUCUCACCUUCCUCUUGUUUGCUGAUGGAAAAGGAAAGAAAUUUGACUGGGAAUUUCCCAAUUUUAUCCA